AAAAGACAGCCCCUGACUGAGCUGAAGAACAAGGCCAACACGCCACCAGUAUCGAAGCAGCAGGCGCGCCAUGCAAAGCUCGACACCUCACCACAUCCUGCUCUUCCUCACAACGAGUCUUUGGAGGCGGAUGGCACCUUGGCGGUUCGCAGCAAUGAGCGGCCCUACUCACCGGAGAACAAACGAGUCUCGCACAUCGCCAGCGAAUACGAACGCGAUUCGAAGCGCAACUCGGCCAUCUCAACGACUUCGACAAAUGCAUCGCCGCGGAAGCGGAAGGCCUUUAUCGGCCACUGGCAACUGGGCAAGACGAUCGGCAAAGGCGGCUGUUCCCGAGUCCGUAUUGUUCGACACAGGUACCGAGACCAGUUGGGCGCGGUCAAGAUCAUCACGAGAAAGGCUGCCGAAAGCACUCGUGCUCAAAGUCUGGCCAAUCUCAUCGAGAGCACGAAAGGCUCCUCUGCCGUGUCACCUGCUGGCUACAAACCAAUUCCGCACGGCUUGGAGAGGGAGAUUGCAGUCAUGAAGCUUCUGGAGCACCCAAACAUCGUCCGCUUGUAUGAUGUGUGGGAGAAUCGUAACGAACUAUACUUGAUCAUGGAAUUUGUCGAUGGUGGCGAACUCUUUCACUACGUUGACGAGAGGAAGGGUCUCCCGGAGGACGAGACUGUUCUCAUCUUUCGACAAAUCGUCUCUGCCCUCCUCUACUGUCACAGAUUACUUAUCUGCCAUCGCGACCUCAAGCCGGAGAACAUCCUGCUCAACAAGGAGGACUUGACCGUGAAGCUCAUCGACUUUGGCAUGGCUGCAUUACAGCCACCAGGCCGGCUUCUCAGCACACCCUGCGGCAGCCCUCACUAUGCUGCACCAGAACUCGUGAACACACCGAGUAAGGAAUAUGAUGGACAUCAGGCCGAUGUGUGGAGCUGCGGUGUCAUCCUCUACGUGAUGCUCACUGGCACCACGCCCUACAAUUAUGACGCUAGCGGAAAGAUCCAUACACUGUUCCGUCAAAUCUUAGCGGCGAACUACCUCAUGCCCGAGGGCCUCAGCCACGAAGCCAGAGAUCUCAUCAGGAGGAUAUUCGUGGCCGAUCCCAAGAAGCGAAUCACAAUGGACGAAGUUUGGGACCAUCCUCUACUCCACAAAUAUGAUCGGCAAUUCGGCUUCACUGGCGAGUAUGGUACAAAGGAGGCAGCAGUCGGAGAUAUACCCAAGCUCGAUGAAUGGCGCGUGCAUCGUAUACAGGACAUUGAUCGCGAGCUGUUGCGCAACAUGCGAACGCUUUGGCACAGCGAGCCAGAGCAGAGUCUGGUCCAGAAACUGCUGAACAAUGAGUACAACCAGGAAAAGUUGUUUUAUGCUGCACUGAUCAAGCAUCGCGAAGAGAACUUGGAGAACUACAUUGGGGAGCCUGAUGAUAUCAGCUACUCGGCAAGCGACUAUCACCACAACCAUCCGCUCAGGGGUGACGAUCCACCUCCUCUACCGACAGCCGCCCAGCGUUCCGAGUCCAAGUACUCAAUCAUGAACGAUGAGCAUCUACGACCUAGUCACAGCUUUGUCGCGCCGCCUCCAUCUGUCAGCAGCUAUGAUCCGUACAGAGCUUCGAGAGAUCCAAUCGUGAACUCCAAUGGCGAAUACGUAAACAUCAAGGUCCAUCGUACUGCAACCAGCAGCACAAGGAGGGCAAGUGUGGGCCGUAAUCUGCGACAUCCUAACUCUACACGGAUCGAGACUCUCAGGUAUGCUCAUCGCCGUCAGUCGGUUAACGUAUCCUCAUCGAGCUUGCCUCGAUCCGGUAGGAGCAGAUCAACAUUGCCACGGUCGUCAAUGUCGCGGCAUUCUUUGACGAGCACACUGCUGCCCAGCAGUCCGCCGAUUCCCAUCACUAUGCGUCCAUCGGACGUUCACAAGCGUGGUGUAAGCUUCGGUCAUAUACGUCGGGUCUCAACUGCCAGCGCGUUGACAUCGCAAAUGUCUUCGACCAAUGCCUCGACGCCAGUCACGCCAAGCUUGCCCGUUCACCUACGCGACCACCAAGCCAGAGUCAAGGCUCAAGCUAGACAUUUCGCAGAGGAUAGUCCCACAGCCCAUGUGGCACAGCCCAUCAAAUCGCGCAAAGAGAGAUCGAAUAAGCUGGAGACGCCUCGUAUCAAAGUCCGAAAGCCUCUCGAUACUCCUGGCGAUCAUAUGCGCAGCCAGAUUCGAAAGCACAGCGCCGAGCUGGAGAAAGCUUGUGAGGAAGCGUUCUUCCGAGACUCUUACAAUUCCAGCACUACUGCCAGGACUUCUCUCACAGAUAAGCCUUCGCCUUAUGACACUCCUCCUUCAUCUAUCGCGGCUCAGCCAUCAGAUACUACGCCAGGCCUGCCUUCGGCGACAGAACCAACACCACGGCCAUUACCAGACCCACCGAAGGAUACUCCAAACUCAUAUUUGACGCGGACUCUGGAAGAAACAAAGUAUAAGCUAGCCACCUACAAGGGCAGCGGCGAAGACAACACCGCGAGAAUCGAGGAGGUCAUGAAGAUGCUUGACAACAUUAUGCCCACAAGUGGUCCAGCUUCGGAGAGACGGAUAGUAUCUGCACCGGAAAGUGGCAAGCAGUCGGAGCAAAAUGGGUUCCUGCCAAUUAUCUCGGAAGAAGGUAGCGAUCAGCGAAGCAGCAAAGAAGGCAACUGGCAUCGUAGUGUGACAGCUCCAGUAGCCAAGGAGAGGAAUCCCGAGGAUCACACCAUUCGUGUUGUUCCCCCCUCGUCGCCAGGCACCGUGGCUCCUUUGAAUGUCCGCAAACGCAGCAGCGGCAAUCAGCUCAGCAAGGACGUCCAGAGGAGGCCUACGACAAAAGCGUCGAGCGAUGCACUUCGUCGCAAACAUACAGUCGCUGCCGACGUCUCUGCAUUAGAGUCCAUCGACGAAGACACAACCCUGAGCACACCGACGUUAGUACGAAAGAAACGCUCGGGCUGGUUCGGAAGGAUCAAGAGGGAUUUGGAGGAAGAUGAACAAUCAGGACGCCCGGCCUCGAAGGCUGCUAAGUCUAUGCUGACCGCAAGCGACGAGAGCGAUGCUCGAGGACGCUCGUCGCGCCUCACAAGAAACUCGCCUAACAGCAAAUCGUUGCCCGAUGAGCCACCACUCUCGGCGCAAUCAAGCGAAUUCCCGAUCCGCAAGCACCGAUUUGGCAAUAGCAAGAAGGGUUUCUCGAAAUGGCUUGGACGAAUGAGCCGCGAAAAAGGCGAUGACUCCACGAUGGUCACAGAGCCUGACAAUACCACCAUGCUUACGAACCAAUCAUUGGACUCGUUAUUCUCAUCGACCUCCCCAGCACCGUCUAGCAAUGACAGUCCACCGACAGCGGGACCGGAGCGUUCCUGGUUCGCUCGGUUCUUCAACAUCAAGCCUGUGGUGGACGUCCUCUGCUUUAGCAUCCCCCGAGGUCGGGCUCGGCAAGAGCUGGUCGUGCUCUUUAAGGAGUGGCAGCGACACGGCAUUCGCGAUCUCGAGUACUCCCGAGAGACGAACACCAUCACAGCUCGUGUCGACAAGAUCAACACUCUCCACAUCAAGCCUGUCAGUUUCCGCGUGGAACUUUUCAUUGUCCUCGAGCGCGGUCAAAAGGUCGGGCUCUCGAUCGCACGCUUCGUGCAGGUCAAAGGCGCUGCUUCGGGCUUCCGACAAGUCUUGGAUGUCGUCGAUGGCGUCAUGAGAUCUAGAGGUUGGCUGGUGGAGGAUGAGGAGAAGUGGAGAGCUUUGACUGAGGUGGUC
Molecule: messenger RNA, 3771 nt
Organism: Pseudocercospora fijiensis CIRAD86
Lineage: Eukaryota; Fungi; Ascomycota; Dothideomycetes; Mycosphaerellales; Mycosphaerellaceae
Exons: 3
Biological process (GO): intracellular signal transduction; protein phosphorylation
Cellular component (GO): cytoplasm
Molecular function (GO): protein serine/threonine kinase activity; ATP binding
Source: RefSeq, a predicted model, not a curated record